CACACGCACUCAGACACAAUCUGCCUUACACACUGGCUCUGGAGCGCUGACAUGAGCAGACUGGCACUGGUGCUGUUUCUCCUCCUGGACUACCCCAUCCUGCAGGAGUCUGCCAAGAUCCUCACCCUAUGCCUGCUAGGAGGGAGCCAUUACUUGCUUCUGGAUGAGGUUUCACACACCUUCCACCAGAGAGGCCAUGAAGUGCAAAUGCUGGUGCAGAUGGGAAACCCUGUCAUCCAAGGCUUUGAGUAUGUUGGACGUCCCAACAGCUACAAAAUCACCACAUGGUCAACAAGUGAGAGCUACAUCAAGGAAUACAAUGCAUGGUUCCUGGAGCGGCAAAAAGAUUUUCUCUUAGGCAGGGACAGAUUCAGUGACUUCCUACACUUCAUGGGCCACCUUGCCUACCAGUGCGACCUCAUCCUCAGCGACACUGGCCUGAUGGACAGCUUGCGGAGGGAGAACUUUGACCUGGCCAUCCUGGACGCCUUCAUGCCCUGCACCUUCCUGCUGGCCCACUCCCUGGGCCUGCGCUAUGUGGCCUUCUACCCCGGCAGCCUCAGUGGUCCCCUCACCGUCAGCCUCCCCCGCCCCCUCUCCUACGUGCCAGUCUUCAACUCCCAGCUGUCAGACCGCAUGGGCUUCUGGGGCCGCGUGAAGAACGUGGCCUGGGGCCUAGUGUCCCCCGUCGCCGAGCGGCAGAUCCAAGAUCAGUUCAGAGAGGUGGGAGAACGGCACUUUGCCACUCCCCCUUCCCUCCCCGAGCUGUACAGUCAGGCGGAGCUCUGGGCCUUCAACACCGACUUCUCCCUGGAGUUCCCCCAGCCUCUCUUGCCCUACACCGUGUGCGUCGGAGGGAUGCUCUCCAAACCGCCCGCUCCUGUGCCUCAGGAGCUGGAAGACUUUAUCUCAGACUAUAGUGAAGUGGGGUUUGUGGUGGUGACCCUGGGAUCCAUGUUGUCCACCGUAUCCCAAGAGCACAUCCUGCAGGAGAUGAAUGCAGGUUUUGCUGGGGUCCCCUAUGGGGUGAUCUGGAGGUACGACCCCUCACGCUGGCCACCUCACCUGCAGCCUGCUCCUAACAUCAAGCUGCUGAAAUGGCUGCCACAGAAUGACCUGCUGGGACACUUAAAGGCUUGUUUGCUGGUGACCCACGGGGGCCAGAACAGCCUUCUGCAGGCAGUGUACCAUGGAGUCCCUGUGCUGGGGAUCCCCCUCUUUGGGGACCAGUUUGAUAACCUGGUACGCGCUGAAGUGAAAGGCUUGGGUCUGGUUCUGAAAGCCACUGAGCUGAAAAGAGAGGUCCUCAGCUCCACAAUCCAGCGACUCAUAGAGGACACAAGGUUCAAGGCUACGGCUACGGCCCUCAGCAGGAUCCAUCAGUCCCAGCCCCUCGCCCCAGGGCCACGGCUGGUGCACUGGGUGGAGCACAUCCUGCACAGUGGAGGGGGGUCCCACCUGCGGCCCCGGUCCCUCCAGCAGCCCUGGUACCAGCGUUGGCUGCUGGACGUGGCCCUUUUUCUGGCUCUGGUGCUGCUCGGGAUCCUGGGCCUGGGGGCUCUGGCUGUGCGCUGUGUGUGCCGUACCCAAAAACUCAAAGUCAGUUAAGUCAGUGCGCCAUUACUACAACAAUGUGAAGCGUGCAGAGAUAUUAAAGGUACAAUAGAUAAGAUUUUUGUGUUAAAACAUUGAUACAAGACCAUUGUAAAUCCCUUCCUAUCACUGAAAAAGGCUCACUGACAUGCUGACUCACCCUCUGCCUGUGUUUAUAGUCCUUAAAUUCGGGUUUCAAAAUAUGCUGUUGACGGACCAACACACAGCCAAUGGCGUUUCAACGUCAGCACCUUCACAGAGAAGGGGGAGGGAUGAACAGUGUUGUGGUUUGAGGGUGCGUAUUGCUGCAAUUCCUCUCUUGACCGUUCAAAGUCUGAAAUGACCUAUCGUACCUUUAAUGAUAUAACAUCCAGUAUAUCUGUACAUCUGUACACACAAUACAACAACUGGAGUGUA
Molecule: messenger RNA, 2010 nt
Organism: Conger conger (European conger)
Lineage: Eukaryota; Metazoa; Chordata; Actinopteri; Anguilliformes; Congridae
Product: UDP-glucuronosyltransferase 3A1-like
Exons: 7
Coding region: 52-1608 (518 amino acids)
Molecular function (GO): UDP-glycosyltransferase activity
Source: RefSeq, a predicted model, not a curated record